AUGCGGUGGAUUUGUUUUGUGCGGUACUGUUUUGGCUUACUGCAGACAACGGAACUAAUGGUGCCAGUUGUUAGGCGUUCCGCUUCAAUAUUUUACUUGUUGCGAUCGAGACUUGGUGGAAAAUCGAAAGAUGCUGAAAAUGCUUCGAACGAUCGGGAAUGGUUAGAUACAGUACAAGAAGUUGAAAAGUCAGGACAAUUAAACUUGAAAGAACCUACUCUGCAUAUGACUAGAACGGAACUUCGAAAGUGGAAGAAACGUGCAUUCCUCCAUAUAUUGGAGAUGUUCAUCCAUCGGUCUGGACCAGCUAGGAAAGGCUUCAAUGCAUUUAUCCAGCAUGGAUUGAAAAAAAUGCCUGAGUAUGAAGUUGCCGAUGAUUUGGAGUGUUAUAAAGCAAUUGUUCGAUUAUUUCCUGUUGAACGAAUGACUGUCAAAAGUUAUCUGCAGGCCGAUUUCGGUCAUUUUCCAAAGCAACAAAGUACUAUGAUUGAUAUCCUGAAUCGAAUGGUAGCUAAUCGUGUUCUUCCAGACGACGAAUUUGGUCAAAUGAUUAUUAAUAUUUUCGGUUGGCGUAAUCAUGCUAUGCAACACUACCGUCGUAUAAUGUAUUGGAUACCUAAAUUGCGACAUUGUAAUCCAUGGCCUGUUCAGCCACGUAUCAUCGAUGAUCUUGAUCAUGAUCCAGUCAAACUGGGCUAUUUAAUUGCAGAAAGAAUUUGUCCUGAUCGGAUGACAGAAUUCACUGUUGUACAGAUACCUGGAAAAUCAUCAUCAUCGACAUGUGAUGCAGAUAAACCGGAUUCACUUAUCAGUGCACAAAGUCCUGAACAGCGUGCAUUGCUUGCUUAUUGUACUAAGCAGAGUAACAGAAACGCGAAUGUUAGUAAUACCAGUUGCCCUAAACCAACUAUUUAUUUAGAUGGACCUCAUUAUGUAUGGUAUCUAACUUUGCAAGCUGUUUAUUACACACUCUGGACAGAAAUUGAUUCCAAUCGCCUGAGAAGAGAAAUCGAUUCAGUUCAAGCUAAUCGACUGUCAAAGCACAGUGCAGAAAAGCCUUGGGAUUCUACAUUCUUGAAGUAUUCAAAAGAUAGUUCAGAUCUAGUAUUAAAUAGCUCACAUCUGAAAAAUGCAGACCACUUGCUUCUACCUCAUGCAAGCCUCCUUACUGCUAUAAAUCCAGUUAACACUGAAGCAUAUCAGCUUGAUCAAAAUACUGCCGACACAAGGUUUAUAGCUAAAUCGGAACCAGAAUAUGAUCAUCGCUGGCUAACUAUACGUCAAAGUCAUACAUAUAACUACCUGCCAAACAGCUUGUGUCAACAUGAACAAGCUGAGGGUACGGUUCUUGCUGUUGCUGUCGUUGUCCCAAAACCAGAUGCUUUAGAGAAUCAGAAAAAGCUAUACGAGUGGGAGGUGUCGAACAGAGUUGAUCGUUUAGACUCACAAGACUCCUUCAGACAAAAAAGAAAUGAUGAACGUUCUUGUUUCUUACAAGUUCCAUUACCAGCAUCAUCCUCACUAAUACGUCUGUGGUUAAAUGAAUUACAGUCAAAGAAUCCGUGUUUUAAUAAUGCUACCUUGGUGAUUCGAGUCCCGAUGAAUGUGGAGAGUCGAACAACUCCUAACAUGGACGGUGAUAUUACCAGUGAUAAUGAUCUUCAUACAGAGGAUAACCAGAAUGAUUUGAAGACGCAGAAGUCAUAUAAUUAG
This is a messenger RNA of Heterobilharzia americana, 1713 nucleotides long. The record is from the annotation of a GenBank genome assembly. NCBI's taxonomy places the organism in Eukaryota, Metazoa, Platyhelminthes, Trematoda, Strigeidida, Schistosomatidae.